GGCUCCGGCAGGAAGGCGGCGCAGCGGCCCGGUCACCCAGCCGCGGCCAUGAGCUCGGCCCGGGAGUCGCAGGCUCGCCACGGCCUCAAGCGAGCGGCCUCUCCCGACGGCUCCGGCAGCUGGCAAGCGGCGGACCUCGGCAACGAGGAGAGGAAGCAGAAGUUCCUGAGGCUGAUGGGCGCGGGGAAGAAAGAACAUACUGGCCGCCUUGUUAUCGGAGACCACAGAUCAACCUCUCACUUCAGGACAGGGGAAGAAGACAAGAAAAUGAAUGAAGAACUGGAGUCUCAGUACCAGCAGAGCAUGGACAGCACGAUGUCUGGACGAAACCGGCGCCAUUGUGGACUGGGUUUCAGUGAGGUAUUUCAGGAAGGUGAAGAAGAGGCAGCUGGGCAUUCCUCUGACCAUGAGAGUUCAGAGGACUCCGAAAGUGGCUCUGAUUCAGAGCAAGAUGAAUCUGCAGAGGAACUGCAAGCUGCUGAAAAACACGAUGAAGCUGCGGUCCCAGAAAACAAAAAGGAAGCAAAAAGCAAUUAUAAAAUGAUGUUUGUUAAAGCCAGUGGUUCAUAACUGCAGAUGUAACAGCUUUGUAUUUAAAGUACAGUAAGCCUUAUUGUUACAGUGCAAAGUGGAGGACUGCUACAGCACAAAUCUUUGUAUUAUGAUUUUAAGAAGACCCUGCUAGAUGACAAAAAGUAGUGUUUGCUUUCAGUUGCCGUGGGCACAGUGAGAUUCCUGGUUUUUGUAAAGUGUAUAAAAUAAUGGAUGAAGAAAUAAAUUCUUUGUUCCUGCCCAA
Molecule: messenger RNA, 796 nt
Organism: Gallus gallus (chicken)
Lineage: Eukaryota; Metazoa; Chordata; Aves; Galliformes; Phasianidae
Gene: C11orf58
Product: C11orf58 homolog
Exons: 5
Coding region: 49-570 (173 amino acids)
Source: RefSeq, a predicted model, not a curated record